Messenger RNA from Passer montanus (Eurasian tree sparrow), 2216 nucleotides. RefSeq names its product potassium channel tetramerization domain containing 15 (gene KCTD15). The record is from RefSeq and is a predicted model, not a curated record. The coding region runs from base 485 to 1255 and encodes 256 amino acids. NCBI's taxonomy places the organism in Eukaryota, Metazoa, Chordata, Aves, Passeriformes, Passeridae. The transcript has 5 exons. Gene Ontology annotation, molecular function: protein binding. Gene Ontology annotation, biological process: protein homooligomerization.
AUCUGCAGACCUUCACCAAAAGGAGGGAAAAAUAUCCAAUUUUCAUCGCAAAAUUAGCUAGGGCGAGAGCAAAGGGCUGAGCUAAUUGUAGCCUAAUCCUCUGCCCUGCAGGCGUUUGCAAAGCCCUGAGCAAGAAUUCGCUUUUUUUCCUCCUCUUCUCCCUUCCCUCUGUUAUUUAGAGACGGGAUUAUUGCCUUUCUUCUCAUAACAGCCUCGGCAGUUUCAUUUAAAGGCUUUUUUUUCCCCCUCUCUCACACACACAUACACACACACACGCACAAAAUAAAUAGAAAAAGAAGCAGCAAAAGCAGGGGAAGAGCGAGGAGACAGAGAAGCUUUAAAAAUAAUAAUAAUCACAGCAGGAUCUGCGGAGCAAAGAUAGUAAUAAAAGCAAAAAGCUGAGCCCAUCCACACACAGCCCCGGCAGAGCCCAAAGCCAAAGGGGGGCUCGCAGAUCUCUUCUGUGCUCAAGGAGGGAAGAAGCAUGUCCCGUCUGUCUCUGACACGCUCCCCGGUUUCUCCUCUGGCUGCUCAAGGAAUUCCUCUCCCAGCUCAACUCACCAAGUCCAACGCUCCCGUGCACAUCGAUGUAGGAGGACACAUGUACACCAGCAGCCUGGCUACCCUGACCAAGUACCCAGACUCCAGAAUAAGUCGUCUGUUUAAUGGCACAGAGCCUAUUGUCUUGGACAGUUUAAAACAGCAUUAUUUCAUUGAUCGAGAUGGGGAGAUUUUCAGAUAUAUAUUAAGCUUCCUAAGGACAUCUAAGCUACUGCUCCCAGAUGACUUUAAGGACUUUAAUCUUUUAUAUGAAGAAGCAAAGUAUUACCAGCUGCAGCCAAUGAUUAAGGAACUUGAGCGAUGGAAACAAGAGAAAGAACAAAGGAAACAUUUCCAGCCUUGUGACUGCUUGGUUGUAAGAGUGACUCCAGAUCUGGGGGAAAGGAUUGCAUUGAGUGGGGAGAAGGCUUUGAUAGAGGAGAUCUUCCCGGAGACGGGGGAUGUCAUGUGCAACUCGGUGAACGCGGGCUGGAACCAGGACCCCACCCACGUUAUCAGGUUUCCCUUGAAUGGAUACUGCCGGCUCAACUCCGUGCAGGUGCUCGAGAGAUUAUUUCAGAAGGGAUUUAACGUGGCAGCUUCCUGUGGUGGUGGGGUGGAUUCCUCCCAGUUCAGCGAGUACGUGCUGUGUCGCGAAGACAGACGAGCACAGCCCACCCCAACAAUCAGAAUAAAACAGGAGCCCCUGGACUAGACCCUCCCCGUGCCCCCUUUGUAACCGUAGAAGUGUUUAAUAGUCCCUUAUGUGAAACACUAAGGAUUUGCAAAACAGUAUUAGCAAACAGAUUUGGACUUCAUGUUGCCCAUUAGUGGUACUCUGAAACUACCUGUCGCAUAGCCAGCCAUGGGAUGCAUUUGGAAAACCAGCGUGGCAGGGCUGGGAUGGACCUUGGGCUGACCAGCAGUGGUGUGGAACAGGCAAAGCUUUGGAAACCCUGGCCCUGGACUGGACUUCUGCAGCAAGAGCCAUGGAAGCAGUGGAACUGGCCAGCAGGAGCCCAGGGACAGCCCGAGCUGCGCUGCGGGGACGGGGGCGUCUGCGGGAGGAAGACCCCAAAAACUGCACUGAGAACCUUCCCUGACUGCUGCCCCUCCUCCAUAUCAGGCGUGCUUCACACCCCCAGCAUCACAGUCACCUGGUGAUUGUACCCACCCACAUGAGCAAAUGACUUAUUUUUAUACUACAUUUCCAGCUGAGGUCUCUCUCUGUGAACAGGAUCCAGAACCAGAAAAGGACUGAUUCAUAGUCACUGGUGCUUGCAGUACUUAAACCCCCCACAAACCAAACAAAGACAAGAAAUUAGGCAGGCCCACUUACGGCAAUAUUUGCAGCAGUAGGGAUCUGGAAGCACAAAAUAAAAUGCUAUCCACCAUCACACGAGGGUCACAUACCCCACGAGGAGCUGUAGCUCUUUUAAAGCCAGUCUUGUUUUUACACAGCAGCUGUUAAGUUUUGCAUCAUCAAAGAAGCGUGGUUCUACCAAACAAGCCACCCCUUGUUAAUCAUUUACUAACCAUGUUAGAAGCCCACAUUUAGCAGGAAAGUUUAAGAAUUUUGGACAAGCCCACUCUUUAUGGGUCUGGAAUUCUUGCAAAGAGUUGUUAAAACCCUGUAUUGCCAUUGCCAGAUGAAAGCAGGAUGCCGUCGGUUUAAA